This is a messenger RNA of Ailuropoda melanoleuca (giant panda), 1439 nucleotides long. It is a transcript of the gene ELOVL3, whose product is annotated as ELOVL fatty acid elongase 3. Gene Ontology annotation, cellular component: endoplasmic reticulum membrane; endoplasmic reticulum. The transcript has 5 exons. Gene Ontology annotation, biological process: sphingolipid biosynthetic process; fatty acid elongation, monounsaturated fatty acid; fatty acid elongation, polyunsaturated fatty acid. Lineage: Eukaryota; Metazoa; Chordata; Mammalia; Carnivora; Ursidae. Bases 288 to 1100 code for a protein of 270 amino acids. The record is from RefSeq and is a predicted model, not a curated record. Gene Ontology annotation, molecular function: fatty acid elongase activity.
GGGGUCUCGGUUUCCCAGGGUCUCAGGGAGGGGGGAAACUGACACCCGAAUUUCUGAAUGCAGGUAUCAGAGGCUGAGGACACCUCCACUCUCUCCUCACUGCCAGUGGCGGCGGCGGUGGAAGUAGUCUGACUGGUGCACGUGCCUGAAUCUGACGCUCUUCGCUUGCCACGGAGUUCCUUGGGUCCCGCGUGCGUUUGGUCCUGCCCCAAAGUUCUCUCCAUCCUCGGUGCCCUAAGCUCUUGCCCAGCUUCUCAAGCUCCGGACCUCGACGUCUGCAGAACGAAAUGGUCACAGCCACGAAUGUCUCGGACGAAAUAGAGCAGAUGUUGCAGCCUUACAACUUCGAGCUGUUCCACGACAUGAGGCCCCUUUUGGAGGAGUACUGGGCAACCUCAUUCCCCAUAGCUCUGGUCUACCUGCUGCUCAUCUUUGUGGGGCAGAACUACAUGAAGGCACGGAAGGGCUUCAACCUGCAGGGGCCUCUGAUCCUUUGGUCCUUCUGCCUUGCAAUCUUCAGUAUCCUGGGGACACUGAGGACAUGGGGCUAUAUGGGUACCCUGAUACUUAGGGGGAGCCUAAAGCAAACCGUGUGCUUCUCCAUCUUCACCAACACUCCCAUAAUCAGAUUCUGGUCCUGCCUCUUUGUUCUCAGCAAGAUCAUUGAACUUGGAGACACGGCCUUCAUCAUCCUGCGUAAGCGGCCACUCAUCUUUGUGCACUGGUACCACCACAGCACAGUGCUAGUGUACACGAGCUUUGGAUACAAGAACAAGGUGCCUGCAGGCGGUUGGUUCAUGACCAUGAACUAUGGUGUGCAUGCCAUCAUGUACAUCUACUACACUCUGAGGGCUGCCAAAGUGAAGUCCCCCACGUGGUUACCCAUGCUCAUCACCAGCCUGCAGAUCCUGCAGAUGUUUAUGGGAGCCACUGUUGGCAUCCUAACUUACAUCUGGAGACAGGAACAGGGAUGCCACACCACAAUGGAACACUUCUUCUGGUCCUUUGUCUUGUAUGCGACCUAUUUCAUCCUCUUUGCCCAUUUCUUCCACCAGACCUAUGUAGUACCCAAGGUCAAAGCCAAGACCAAGAGUCAGUGAAGGGCUGGAGAAAAAGGAGCCCCAGGGUCUCUCCCUGCCAAGGCGCUGAGGGGUUGAGCUUAGGUUUGGGAGAAUGAUUUGGAUGCCUUCCCUGCAUGGUUUUUCCCAUGGGAUCUGUGCCCCAAGGUGGCAGGAAGUUAUGUCAGACAAGAAGUGUUAGCCGUGGGUGGGGUGUAAUCUAGUACUUUGAUGUUUCUAUUUUUAAUGUGAAGGCCAAGCAAGGCCUGGGAUGGGGGUAGAAAUGAGGAGGAUCCCCAGAGCUGAGUUAUUUAUAUUUCUAUCCAGAAAUCUUCUUGCUCCAUUUUUAAAUUAAAGAUUUCAACAAGUCUUUUGGGGUUU